UCUUAAAUUCAUUCAUCAAACCUCAAAACCCUCUCUCACAAUAUUCACACACAUUCUCUCUCUUGCUUCAAGUGAAACUGUGUUUGUCUUGUUUCCUUUUGUGUCUCUCAUUGAAACUUUGAUAUUUCCAAACAGUGUUUCACUAUUUCUUUCUACUAACAAAAAUGUUUGCAGAAACUGGUCUUCUCUUCCCUUAUUUACAGAAUUACUCUCAAGACUUUCAACAACUUGAUGAACAGAAUUACUCUCAAGAAUUUCAACAACUUGAAGAAUAUUGCAUGACUCACAAAUCCAAUGCUUCAAUGAGUGACUUAGCUCAAUCAUCUGCAAUGUCGGAAUUUGAUUUAUUUGUAGAGGGAGAUCUGUUCAAAGCGCCUGAGACGAUUAUGGAAGAACCGGCGAUGGACCUUGAUCCAAUGCAAGCUGCCAUGUCAAUGAUAUCUUGUGGAGAAAAUGUGUCGUCACAAGGUUUAAAAUCUUCGGAGAUUGACGAUGUGUUUCAAAAUGAACAGCUUUUGAGUGAGGUAUACUAUGAAUGCAAAAAGGAUAUGUUAGAAAAGGCGGCUAUUGAGUCACCUCUUUCUGAAAUUCUUGAAAUCAAGAUUCCUGCUCUGAACAUCGACGAGAAUUCGAUUCAAGAAAACAAACCAAUUCCUGAUGUACUAUUACCGAAGAGUGUCAGUUCCGGAAGUUUGAAUUCAAUGGAUUGGAUGAAUGGAGCUGCAAUGAAGCCUGCUUUCCUUGAUUUCCCUCGAAUUGAUUUCAGCGCAGUUUAUGGAAUGCGGAGAGCAUUUAGUGAAGGAGAUAUAAAGACUCUUGGCAAUGGCAACAUGAGUGUUGGUCUAUCUACUCUUGAGAGGCCUUUUCUUCUCAGCAACUGCACGAGCGAGCAACGUCAAGAAAAACUCUCUAGAUACAGGAAUAAGAAGACAAGGAGAAACUUUGGGAGGAAAAUCAAGUAUGCUUGCAGGAAGGCGCUCGCUGACAGCCAACCAAGAAUCCGUGGAAGAUUUGCGAAAACGGAGGAAUAUGAUGUCAAGAGACAAUAACUUAUUAAUUGAUUUAUUAGUUGGAAAAACAAGAAAGUAGAAUCAAUCAAGUUGAUGAAUCAGAUCAAGAAAGAUGAAAAAGCUUAUAACUUGAGCAGGUAUCAUGGAAUAAGAUAAACCUCAAACUCCUAAGUUAGGUCCUAAGUAGUUACCUUAUAUCUGCUGUAGUAGCAUUUUCUUUGUAGAUGGAUAUAACCUUCUUAGACAUGUACAAAAGUUUGAUGAAUAAAAGAAGGGGAAAAAAAAGAAGAAAAAAGGAUAAGGUUGUAUCUGUGAACUUUUUCUUUAAUUGUAUUAUGUUAAAUAAUGAUGUUAAUUAGAAUUUAGAAUUAUUUCUAACAAUUAUUGGUGGAAGUACUAAGUACUAACUUUUGGCCAUAUUGAUGCAUGCAAAUUGCCAUUAGUACUAA
This is a messenger RNA of Trifolium pratense (red clover), 1459 nucleotides long. Its product is annotated as zinc finger protein CONSTANS-LIKE 12-like. The transcript is spliced from 4 exons. Gene Ontology annotation, biological process: regulation of flower development. Gene Ontology annotation, cellular component: nucleus. Gene Ontology annotation, molecular function: protein binding. The coding region runs from base 165 to 1049 and encodes 294 amino acids. NCBI's taxonomy places the organism in Eukaryota, Viridiplantae, Streptophyta, Magnoliopsida, Fabales, Fabaceae. The record is from RefSeq and is a predicted model, not a curated record.